Messenger RNA from Arctia plantaginis, 1773 nucleotides. NCBI's taxonomy places the organism in Eukaryota, Metazoa, Arthropoda, Insecta, Lepidoptera, Erebidae. The record is from the annotation of a GenBank genome assembly.
AUGGCAGCGAGCGAUUCGGGAACGGAUGAGUCAUUAUAUCCAAUUGCGGUUCUAAUAGACGAACUGAAAAAUGAAGAUGUACAGCUUCGGUUGAAUUCCAUCAAGAAGCUAUCGACGAUCGCAUUGGCUCUUGGAGUAGAGCGAACCCGAUCAGAGUUGAUCCCUUUUCUGACGGAGACAAUAUACGACGAAGAUGAAGUCCUGCUUGCCCUCGCUGAACAACUCGGCAAUUUCAUUAACUUGGUUGGUGGUAUUGAAUUUGCCCAUUGCCUACUGCCUCCGCUUGAGGCGUUGGCUAUUGUAGAAGAGACGGUCGUCCGAGACAAAGCUGUAGCCUCACUGAGGGCUGUAGCUGCCCACCACACCCCUCAAGCCCUAGAACAACAUUUUGUGCCAUUAGUACAACGCCUGGCAGGUGGUGAUUGGUUUACGUCCCGUGCUUCUGCUUGUGGUUUGUUCAGCGUAUGUUAUCCUCGUGUGUCUGCACCCGUGAAGGCAGAACUACGUCAGCAUUUCCGUUCAUUGUGUCAAGAUGACACGCCCAUGGUCCGCCGCGCAGCUGCCUACAAGCUGGGAGAGUUCGCGAGGGUUGUGGAAGUGGAAUAUGUUAAGAGUGACCUGAUACCCAUGUUCGUUACUUUGGCUAAGGACGAGCAGGACUCGGUGCGGCUGCUGGCGGCGGAGGCGUGCGCGUGCGUGGCGGCGCUGCUGCCGCCCGAGGACAUGGAGCAGCUCGUCAUGCCCACCGUGCGCGCGCGCGCCGGGGACACCUCCUGGCGCGUGCGCUACAUGGUCGCCGACAAAUUCGUAGAACUGCAGCAAGUAGUCGGCCCUGAAUUAGCACGCUCUGACUUGGCACAGAUAUUCCAAGCUCUGCUGAAAGAUCCCGAGGCUGAAGUGCGAGCCGCAGCCGCUGGCAAGGUGAAGGACUUCUGCAUGAACUUAGACAAGGCACACCAGGAACACAUAAUUAUGACAAUGAUAUUACCCCAAAUCAAGGACCUGGUGUGUGAUGCCAACCAACACGUGAAAUCAGCCCUCGCGUCCGUCAUCAUGGGACUGAGCCCCAUCGUAGGACGCCAGAACACAGUAGAACAUCUCCUGCCAUUAUUCCUCACCCAACUCAAAGACGAAUGCCCAGAAGUCAGGCUCAACAUUAUCUCAAACUUGGAAUGCGUCAAUGAAGUGAUCGGAAUACAACAACUAGUGCAAUCUCUCCUUCCCGCGAUCGUGGAGUUAGCUGAGGACACCAAAUGGCGUGUCCGUCUUGCCAUCAUCGAACACAUGCCUCUACUCGCUGGUCAACUUGGACAAGAAUUCUUCGACGAAAAACUGACCGGUCUAUGCAUGUCUUGGUUGAUAGAUCACGUCUACGCCAUCAGGGAAGCCGCAACCCUUAACCUAAAGAAACUUGUCGAACAAUACGGCUCACAGUGGGCUGAAACUAAUGUUAUUCCUAAAGUACUAGCCAUGUCCCGAGAACAAAACUAUCUACACCGAAUGACUUAUUUAUUCUGCAUUAACGUUCUCUCUGAAGUUUGUGGCAAAGAUAUCACUACCAGAGUGCUUCUCCCUACUGUGUUGUCUAUGGCUGAUGAUAAUGUUGCCAACGUGAGAUUCAAUGUUGCCAAAACUCUACAGAAAAUGGCACCAUUCUUAGACGCAGCUGUCAUCCAGCCGCAAGUGAAACCUGUCCUCGAGAAACUGAAUGUAGAUCCUGACGUAGAUGUCAAAUACUUUGCUUCCGAAGCCAUCGCCGGAAUAGCUGGUUAA